AUGGUUGAAGCAACAACUUUAACAACUCAAAGGGUUGGGGUUGGGGUUGAGGUAAACGCAACGCCAGAAAAAUAUUUGUAUUUAUCUUCUUUCAUAUUCAAGUCGUCGCAGCAAUGUCGUCGGAAGGCACCAUCGGACUUCCACCGGAGAUCGUCACCUGCAUACUCCUUCGUCUUCCGGCCAAGUCUCUUGGCCGAUUCAGCACUAGUACCAAGGCCCAAGAAGCUUCGUUUCGACUUACAUCAUGUCGUCUUCACCCUCUACGGUUGUUGCAACGGCCUUGUUUUGGUAUCUGCUCAUAACUUCGAUGGUCUUCAUUCGCUCGUCAUUCUAAACCCUACAACUAGGGAAAUCAUGGAAUUGCCGGAAUCCAAUUACGAGGUAAUAAGUAAUCGGUCAGAAAUCGAAAUCGUGUAUGGAUUUGGGUAUGAUUCCUUGACUGAUGAUUACAAGGUUGUUACCAUAUCUUACUUUCAUAAUCACCAUCUCAUUCCUCCUGAUACUAUGUCUGUUCAUGUUUAUAGCCUUAGAACCAAUACUUGGAGGUGGGUAACUGAUUCUCCUUAUGAUUUCUCUUAUGGGAAAUUUGUGUCGGGUGUUUUUCUUAAUGGGUUUCUUCAUUGGAUUGCUAAAAAGGGUUCUGAUUCCUUACCAGUGACUGUUGCUUUUAGUUUAGCAGAUGAUACAUUCAUUCAACUGCCAUCACCCAAUUUGUGUAAUGAUGUUCAUAUCAUGUCUAGGAAUGAUUGUAAAUUGGUUGUUCUUGAUGGAAAGCUUGCUAUUCUCAUGGAUGAUGAGAUUUGGUUGAUGAAACAAUAUGGGGUAAGGGAAUCUUGGACAAAGAUUUCAAUCCAUGGACUUGAUGGAAUUCCAAUGGUUGAACCAAUGUUUUUAGAUGAGAAUGGCAAGAUUCUGUUGGUUAGCAGAAAUCUCAUGUUGAUGUGUGAUGUUGAAGAAAGAAGUUUAUGGCAAAGUGUACAUACUUCUCAGAAUCUGAAAGAUUUGAAGCUUAGAGGAACUUACAUCGAAAGCCUUGUUUCGCCAAAAUUCAGCAUCUGAAAGAGGUUUAAUAACCACCAAUAGAAUUUAGCGCAUUCGAGCACAGAUACAUGCCCAGAAUUUUGUAUAGAUCUAUUUGAAAUGAAAUUGUUGUUGACAUCUUUGUGGGAUUAUGCUGUAAUUGAAUGUAGUUGAGUUUUGGGAUUCUUCUAUGGAUUUAGGAUUCACUCUGGCCUGCUGCUUUCUGCAUAUUCUUGAUGAAAUGGAAAAUGUGUAUGCAGCAAUAAAAAAUCCCAUAAACUAGUUCUCAAAAGCUACUUCAAGUAGGUUUUCAAUAAGCUAUAGGGUUUCUGUUUCUUUUUCGUAUUAUGCCAAAUUUGUAUUUUUCUGGCUAUUUUUUCAACAAGGCAUUUGAGAUCAUUUUACAUUGUUAUC
Messenger RNA from Cynara cardunculus var. scolymus (artichoke), 1434 nucleotides. RefSeq names its product F-box/kelch-repeat protein At3g06240-like. The record is from RefSeq and is a predicted model, not a curated record. Bases 1 to 1059 code for a protein of 352 amino acids. The transcript has 3 exons. NCBI's taxonomy places the organism in Eukaryota, Viridiplantae, Streptophyta, Magnoliopsida, Asterales, Asteraceae.